CUACUGUAUUGUAUGAGGAAUGUUAAAUUGGGAAUUAGGGCACCAAUAAUAAUAAGAAAUUCUCGUUUUUAUUAAGCAGGCAAUGUCGUCAUUAGCUAGUUGUUAUCUAAUAUAAAAAUAAAAAUACGGAGGUGGUUAUCUAAUUAAUUAUACGGAAGUGCUCCAAGUCCGUUUUAUUAUUGAGGUCUCAUAAUUUUGUUGUUAAAUAUUUUCAUGUAAUUUUUUUCUGAUUACAAGAAUGAUGGCAACCACAUACAACUUUCUAUUGCGUAGAAUUGGAACAUCAUUUUUGAGGUUGUAUUCUACAAGCACAACAAAAAUAACUACACAUUAUACUGUUCAUUCAAGAGAGUCUGAUGAAAGAUGGAAAGAAAUAUCAAUGGAACGAUAUGAAGAUGUUGCGGAUGUAGUAAUUGUUGGUGGUGGACCUUCUGGUAUGUGUGCUGCUAUUAGGUUGAAACAAUUAGCAAAUGAAAAUAACAAAGAAUUAAGAGUUUGUGUUGUUGAAAAAUCACCUGAAGUUGGUGGGCACAUUUUAUCAGGUGCAGUUGUUGAUCCAAUUUCUUUAAGAGAACUCUUUCCAAAAUUAGAGGAUUUAGAAGCUCCAUUAAAUACACCUGUCAAAGAGGACAAAUUUGGUUAUCUUACUGAAAAAAGACAUAUAUCUAUACCAAUUUUACCAGGUAUGCCUAUGGACAACCAUGGGAAUUAUGUUGUUAGACUUGGUCACUUAGUUAAAUGGUUAGGUGAACAAGCAGAAUCAUUAGGUGUUGAAGUUUAUGCAGGAUAUCCAGCUGCAGAAAUAUUAUAUCAUCCUGAUGGUUCUGUUAAAGGAGUAGCUACUGGCGAUGUUGGAAUAGCCAAAGAUGGUUCACCAAAAGAAAGUUUUGAGCGGGGUAUGGAACUACAUGCAAAAGUGACUAUUUUUGCUGAAGGCUGUCAUGGACAUCUUACCAAACAACUAUUUAAAAAAUUCAAUCUCCGUGAAAAUUGUUCCUCACAAUCUUAUGGAUUAGGAAUCAAAGAAAUAUGGGAAGUAAAACCAGAAAAUCAUUAUCCUGGAAAAGUACAACAUACUAUAGGAUGGCCAUUGGAUAAAAAUACGUAUGGAGGAUCGUUUAUUUAUCAUCUUAAUGAAUCAACACCUCUAGUAGCUGCUGGUUUUGUUGUGGGGCUCGAUUACUCUAAUCCGUAUUUAAGUCCUUUUAGAGAAUUUCAACGAUUCAAACAUCACCCGCACGUGAAACCAUUGUUUGAAGAUGGAAAAAGAAUAGCUUAUGGUGCUAGAGCUCUUAACGAAGGUGGGUUUCAAUCUAUUCCAAAAUUAUCAUUUCCUGGAGGUGCUUUAAUUGGUUGUACAGCAGGAUUCUUAAAUGUUCCCAAAAUUAAAGGAACGCAUUAUGCUAUGAAAUCAGGCAUGUUAGCUGCAGAAUCAACUUAUGAUACCUUAAUGAAUUCAAGUGGAUCUAGUACAACUAUCGGAUUAGAACCUAAAGAUUAUGAAGAAAGAGUUAAAAGUAGCUGGAUUUGGUCAGAUCUUAAAAGUGUUCGAAAUAUACGUCCAUCUUUUCAUUCAAAAUUGGGUAUAUUUGGUGGAAUGGCAUACUCUGGAUUUUCUUUAGCAAUUAAAGGAAAAGAACCAUGGACACUAAGCCAUGGAACACCAGAUCAUGCAAGAUUAAAUAAAAAGACUGAAGUUUCUAUUAUUGAAUACCCAAAACCAGAUGGAAAAAUAAGUUUUGAUCUGUUGUCAUCAGUUGCUUUAACAGGAACUAAUCAUGAGAGUGAUCAACCAGCUCAUUUAACAUUAUUAGAUGAUUCUGUACCAACUAGUACAAAUCUUGAACUGUAUGAUGGGCCAGAAGGAAGAUUUUGUCCUGCUGGUGUGUAUGAAUAUGUACCUGAUGAAAGUGGAAAUGGUGAGCGAUUACAAAUUAAUGCACAAAACUGUAUUCACUGUAAGACAUGUGAUAUCAAAGAUCCUACCCAAAAUAUCAAUUGGGUUGUUCCUGAACCAGGCGGUGGUCCAGCUUACAAUGGAAUGUAAAAAAUAUAUCAUUAUCAUAUGGUAUGACAUUUUCAUUAAAUUAGGAAAAUUUACGCUGAAACUUGUUUAUUCAACAUCGUCAACGUGGAAAAAUAAACAAAAAACGUUUUUAAAAACAAGCGCUGAGUGCCACUACACCUUUCUCUUUUCAAUCCAAGGGAUAUGCUGUCAUUUAUCAUGUUUAGCAAAUACGUUUAAACGAUUUUAGUCUGAUGUAUUUAAUUGUAAUUUAAGUUAUAUAUUUAUUUUUAACAUAUUUGUAUAAAUAAUGUGAUGGCUACUAAAUUAUAUUUUUAUUUGAUAUCUAUAUUUUAUUAAAAAAAAUUAUGUUUAAUAUUUCUGUUUAAUUUAAAUCAAAAUUUAUAUAAUCUAUGUAUUUUGAGUAUGGUUAGUAUCAUUGAUGAAAUUAAAUAAACAUAUUUGGAAUAUUA
Daktulosphaira vitifoliae (grape phylloxera) is the source of this 2478-nucleotide messenger RNA. It is a transcript of the gene Etf-QO, whose product is annotated as electron transfer flavoprotein-ubiquinone oxidoreductase, mitochondrial. The transcript has 12 exons. Gene Ontology annotation, molecular function: electron-transferring-flavoprotein dehydrogenase activity; iron-sulfur cluster binding. Bases 239 to 2047 code for a protein of 602 amino acids. Lineage: Eukaryota; Metazoa; Arthropoda; Insecta; Hemiptera; Phylloxeridae. Gene Ontology annotation, biological process: electron transport chain. The record is from RefSeq and is a predicted model, not a curated record. Gene Ontology annotation, cellular component: mitochondrial inner membrane.